AUGGGCGUGGGCAUGGUCGGCGCCAGCAUGGGCAGCGGCGGUCCGGGCGCCCGCCGUGGCAGCGCGUCGCAGUCGGGCUCGCUGCACUCUUCAGGCACGCCCCGGACGCCGAUGUCUGCUGAGUACGCGCAGGCGCUGCAGCGCAACAGCCAGCGGCUGCUCGACGCUGUGGCGUCGAGCGCGAGCAGCGGCGUCGGCGGCAGCGCGGAGAACCCCGUCCCUCUGCCAGAGCAGGAAACGCUCAUGUUGCCGCUCGCGGCGCUGCCCGAGGCAACGCCCGGCGAGCGGGUCAAAGCGGCCGCCAGGGCGGCAGCGCAGGCCGGCGAGCUGCCGCCGGAAGCGGGGGAGGAGGGGCCGCGCGAGGCGCGCCGCCGCAACGCGUCGGCCGCUGCCGCCAAGGCCGAGGCGGAGGCCGCGGCCGCCGAUGGCGCCGGCCCAGCGGCUGAAGGUGGCGCGUCUGCGGCCGCGGCGCUGGCUUGCGCGGCGUCGGGCGCGCUCGGCGGCGACGACGCGGCGCCCGGCGGGGCGGCGCUCGGGGAGGACGCGUGCACUUGCCCGCCAUAUGCCGUCAAGGCGACCUGCGGCAAGCGCCCCAUUAUGGAGGACACGUAUGCGCUGUGCCCGAACAUCUGCGAGCUGCCCAUGCGGCCGAUGACGCGCGACGGCGCCCCCGACAAGCUGCCGCAGCGAAUCGCCGUGAAGCUCGCCGCCAACGGGGCCCCCGCAUGCCCCGAAGGGGCGCAGGCGGCCGCCGCCGCGGACGGCGCCGCGGCCCACGUCGCCCCCCACGACCUCCUCGCCGCGCUCGCCAGCAGCGGCGGCACCUUCAGCUCGCCGGUCGAGGCCGCGGCGGCGCCCCUGGAGAAGCUGCACUUUUUUGGCGUGUACGACGGCCACGGCGGCAUCCAGGCGUCGCAGCACUGCGCCGCGCGGCUGCACCACCACCUCAGCGCGUGCCUGAGGGACAUGGCGACCGAUGUCCUGGGCCACGCGCCGGCGGACGGCGCCGAUGCGGGGGGGCGCCCCGAGGCGCGAGACGCUGUGGCGUGGCGCGGCGCAGUCGUGCCCGAGGUUCAGUUCGUGCCGGUGUGCCGUCCUGAUGGCUCCUCGCCCCUUCUGGGAGGCGCGGACGACUGCUUGAUCGCGGCCGCUGCUGCGGCCGCCGCCGCCGCAGAGGCCCGCGUAGGCAAACUGGUGCCGGUGUCGUCCGCGCCCGAGGUGUCGCCCGAGGACGAGGCCGCCUUGCGCGCCCUCAGUCGCGAGAGCAGCGCCGCCGACCGCGACGCUGACGGCGAGGCCGACGGCGAGGGCGGCGCGGAGGGCGGCGCCGCAGGCGCCGACGCGAGCGGCGGCGGCGACGAGGACGUGAGCGCGGAUGGCAGUGAGGAGGGUGGCAGCACCAGCAUGUGCGUGCUGCUGGAGGAGGCGCUGCGCGAGGCCUUCCUCAAAACGGACGCGGAGUUUGCCGCCGACGGCACCGCGGGCCUCGUCGGCAGCACGGCCGUGUGCGCGCUGGUCGGCACGCACCGCGUCUGGAUCGCCAACUGCGGCGACUCGCGCGCGGUGCUGUGCCGCGGCGGGCAGGCGGUGCAGGUCACGGAUGACCACAAGCCGGAGCGCGAGGACGAGGCGGAACGCGUUGAGAAGGCGGGCGGGCAGGUGCUUUACUGGAACGGCCACCGCGUGAUGGGCGUGCUGGCCAUGAGCCGCGCCAUUGGGGACCACUGCCUGAGGCCCUACGUCAUCCCGGAGCCAGAGAUCACUGUCUUCAAGCGCCACUCCAAGGACGAGAUCCUGCUGCUCGCCAGCGACGGCCUGUGGGACGUCAUGCCCAACCAGGAGGCCGCUGACCUGGCGAUGCGCUGCAUCCGGCGAGCGCGGGACAAGGGGGCGUCGCCAAAGGCGGCGGCGCGCGUGGCGGCGACCAUUCUGACCAAGGCAGCCGUCGACCGCGGCAGCCGCGACAACAUCACGGUGAUGGUGAUUGACCUGUCCCGCAGCGCAGGCGGGGCGCGCGGCGGUGGCGACGACGAGGACGACGAGGCACCGCGGCGGCCGGCUGGGGGCCGGCUGGCCGCCGCAGCGGCCGCGGCAGAGGCGGCGAUCACGGGCGGGCGCCGGCCGACCCCGCAGCGCAUUGUAGGUGAGGCUUCCGUGGCGGCGCCCCCAGUGGCGCACCAGGAGCAGCGGCAUCAGCAGCAGCCUGGCUUGGUUCAGGAGGUGAGCCUCAUUGCGCCCGCUGCCAAAGCAGCGUCGAGGGCUCCCGUGGACCCUGCCGGCCCAUCUGCCGCCACUGAGCGCUCGGGCGGCGGCGUGGGCGGCGCAGGCACCGCGCACGCGCCCGUAGCAACCCAGCCGCCGGAGCUGCAGCAGCCGUGCGGCGGCGACGCAGGGCCGUUUGCGGCGGCGGCGGCGGGCGCGACGCCCUCGUGUCGCGCGACCUCGCCGGACCGGGACGCAGCUGAGGCACUGGGGCUGACUGUGGACCGGCAGGCCAGCUCGUCUCCGUUUGGCGCGUGCAACCUCGAGCCGUUCGACAAUUCUGGGGCUGCCACC
This is a messenger RNA of Monoraphidium neglectum, 2556 nucleotides long. RefSeq lists its product as hypothetical. Gene Ontology annotation, cellular component: nucleus; cytosol. NCBI's taxonomy places the organism in Eukaryota, Viridiplantae, Chlorophyta, Chlorophyceae, Sphaeropleales, Selenastraceae. Gene Ontology annotation, biological process: protein dephosphorylation. Gene Ontology annotation, molecular function: protein serine/threonine phosphatase activity; cation binding. The annotation marks the transcript as partial. The record is from RefSeq and is a predicted model, not a curated record. The transcript has 4 exons.